AUGGCCGCAGAAGUCAAGAGAGUGCCUAUCCCCCCUCGGGGUGUGGAUUACCGUGGCAAGGUUGUCCUUGCGCCAAUGGUUCGCUCUGGCGAGUUACCCUCGAGAUUGUUGGCCCUCAAGUAUGGCGCGGACCUUGUCUGGGGUCCUGAGACUGUCGACUACUCCAUGAUUGGGACAUCUCGACGAUUCAACGAGGAAUCCAAGACUAUUGAAUGGUUCCGGCUUUCCUCCCAGGGUCAAAAGGAGCCUCCUGCCGAUGCUAAAGAAAGUAUCAUAUACAGGAUGCUUCCCGAGAUCGAGAAGGACAAGUUGAUCUUUCAGAUUGGCACCGCAGACCCCGACCGCGCUGUGCAGGCAGCCAGAUUGGUCGCCGCAGAUGUUGCCGGCAUCGAUGUUAAUGCCGGCUGCCCAAAGCCAUUCAGCACCAGCGGAGGCAUGGGCGCAGCCCUCCUCAAGACACCCGAUAAGCUGUGUGCCAUCCUCGAGGCCCUUGUCAAGAACAUCACUCCAGAGUUUGAGAUUGGGAUUAGCGUCAAGAUCAGAAUCCUCGACACUGCCGCCGAGACAGAGGCGCUCGUGCGGAGGCUCUGUGCCACAGGCAUCACGGGGUUGACUGUGCAUUGCCGAACCACACCUAUGCGGCCCAGAGAGCGAGCCAUCCGAGGACAGCUCCGCAUGGUAGCGGAGGUCUGCCAUGAGUACGGCGUUGCGUGCCUCAUGAAUGGUGAUGUUGAGAACCGAGACGAGGGCCUCAAGCUCGCAGAGGAGUUUGGCGCCGAUGGCGCAAUGAUUGCAACCGCCGCCGAGAAGAACCCCAGCUGCUUCCGGAGCCAGGCGGAUGGUGGACUGGCCCCUUGGGAGGAGGUUGUUGAUCACUACGUCAAGACGGCGAUUGAUGUCGACAACCGGUUCGGCAACUCCAAGUUCCUCCUUGCUCAGAUGGUCCCUGGAAAGUCAAAGUUCUAUCAGCCCGUCAACCAGUGCAAGAACUAUAAGAGCACAUGCGAGGCGCUGGGUCUUGACAAGUAUAUGGACGAUGCCAUUCAUAUCGACGCCAAACGUGGCCUCGACCAGCCUCUGAAGGGAAAAGCUGCCAAGAAGGCUGCUGCCAGGGCUAAUGCAAGUGCUUUAGCAGCUGGUGGACAGUCUGGGAGGUCAAGACAAGAGAUGACACAGAAGCGCAAGAAGGCCUUCUCCAGAGGUAACCAAAGUCGCCUCGGCUGA
This is a messenger RNA of Fusarium vanettenii 77-13-4, 1224 nucleotides long. RefSeq lists its product as uncharacterized. NCBI's taxonomy places the organism in Eukaryota, Fungi, Ascomycota, Sordariomycetes, Hypocreales, Nectriaceae. Gene Ontology annotation, cellular component: cytoplasm. Gene Ontology annotation, biological process: tRNA dihydrouridine synthesis. Bases 1 to 1224 code for a protein of 407 amino acids. The transcript has 3 exons. Gene Ontology annotation, molecular function: flavin adenine dinucleotide binding; tRNA dihydrouridine synthase activity. The record is from RefSeq and is a predicted model, not a curated record.